CCGCGUGUAAAAGUCAAGCUAUUCCUCUCAUCAAUCAUGGCUUCUUCGGUAGCCUGGGUUGUACGGUGGACCCAGUUUGUGCUGUUCCUAUCGUUGUCAGGCGUCUCUGUUCACGAAAUUAACGGGCAGUACUUGUACUGUCCCGCCCUCUGCACCUGCUUGGAAGAGUUUGUUGACUGCGGACGCAGAGGGCUCACCACCGUACCCCAAGACCUACCCACCUGGACGAAACAACUAGAACUCCUCCGGAACAAAAUCAAGAGGCUACAGGCCGACGCUUUCCUCACAACGAGAUCGCUCCAAUCACUGAAUGCAACCAAUAACGAAAUCCUAGAAAUUGAGCCUGAAUUGUGGUUACACACUCCGCAUCUGAAAUUCAUCCGCUUGUCCAACAACUCAUUGACGUCGCUACCAGAGGGUCUCCAUCGCCUCAACGAAUUAGAAGAGCUGAUCUUGAACAAUAAUGAUAUCUCACUUCCGUCGACCCUUAAUGUAUCAGAACCGUCGGAACACCCGCUCCCCCACUCGCUGAUUCUGCUGGAUUUGAGCGUGAAUCGCAUUGAGGCAUUCGAUUCUGCUUGGUUUGGACAUUUGAGCCGGUUGCAAACCCUUAAUUUGCAACGGAACCGCAUAAGCGUACUAGAUCGAGGCAGCCUGGACAAUCUUACCUCGCUGAGAAGUCUGAAUCUCAGCAGGAAUAGGUUGGGAAAGUUGCCGAGAGAAUUGUUCAGGAAAGAAAACCUGCAGCUUCGACGAUUAGAUUUGAGCCGGAAUCAACUGACCGUUAUCGAGGGACUGACCUUCCAGAACUUCAAAAAAUUAGAAAUCCUCAAUCUUCGGAAGAAUAGAAUUUCCGUCUUGUCGGACGGAGCUUUCUACGGUCUCGACAACAUACAGCAACUCCAUUUAUCAUUCAAUCAGAUCACGGUAUUCGAUCGGAGUUGGCUGUACGGACUCAAGGCGCUACGUCAGCUUUUUGUGCAAAACAAUUCGGUCGUUCAAAUCAGUCCGUCGUCGUUCGACUAUUGCGAAUCCCUACAGGAGCUGAACUUGGAAUACAACAAUAUCGAGGCGAUUCUACAACAGUCGUUCGCCAAUCUGAACACUAUCCAAGUCAUCAAUCUGAGUCACAACAACAUCAGCUUCAUCGAGGAGUUCUCCUUCAAGGGUCUGCAGACAUUGCAGACGCUCGAUCUUAGUCACAAUGAUCUUACGUGGGCCAUCGAAGACACGAAAUCGCCUUUUCAGGGCCUGAACAGGCUCACGCGCCUCGGCUUGGCCAACAAUUCUCUCCAGGCAUUACCAGCCAAGGCGUUCGCGGGCUUGUCUAAGGUCCAAACGCUUGAUCUUGAUCUCAAUCCAUUAUCGACUAUAAGCAAGGACGCUUUUAGUUUGCUCAAAAAGAUCUCCAGCCUGCAACUGAACACGACUGAGCUACUCUGCGACUGUAGUCUCAGCUGGCUACCCGGAUGGCUGAAGUCCAACAGGCUCGACAAGCAAGUUCACGCCACAUGUGGCUUCCCGGUCGAACUCAGAGGAAAAUCCAUAUUCUCGGUUGAACGUGACCAGUGGACCUGCGGAGUGCUGUCGACUCCAGUCAUUCUCGAAUCUCCGACAGGCCUGCAGGCUCUGAAAGGACACAACGUUAGUCUGUUGUGCAAAGCUACUAUGAACACGACGGUCGACGCUUCGGUGAUCAACUUCGAUUGGAGAAGAAAUCUCCACAUAGUUAGAGACAAACUUCUAGUCGAGAACUUCGCCACGACCGAUGAUCGCAACCGGACCGUAUUCACCUCGAAACUCCACCUGAGGAACGUGCAAGAUGAGGAUGAGGGCAGAUAUCAAUGCAUCGCCAGGAACCGAUUCGGAUCCUCGUACUCGAACAAAAGUCGGGUCCUUGUGCACGUCGCGCCUGAGUUCAUCAAAACGCCUCCACCCCGGAUAAGCGGCGUGGCGGGUGAAAGCGUGGUGUUGGAGUGUACGGCGACUGGGCAGCCGAAACCGGUCAUCUCAUGGAAGAAGGAUGGAGGAGAUGAUUUUCCUGCAGCUCGUGAGCGACGUAUGCAACUGAUGAAAAGUGACGUUGUCUUCUACAUCGAAAAGCUGAAACCAGUCGAUGAAGGGGUCUACACCUGCACUGCGAAUAACUCUGCUGGACCCGUGCGGACCAACGUCACAUUAUCAGUUCAAGAAGCUCCUCAAGUGCAUCGUCCUUUGCCGCCGAAGGAUGUUCGCGAAGGGGAAAUGGCUGUCCUGGAGUGUCUUUCUGAUGGAAUCAGUACUACGCGUCGUCGUUGGUACAAAGACAGACUUCCCCUAGAAGAAACUGACAGACAUAUUUUCGCUAAGGAGCAGGCGGUCCUGCUUAUCAGGCUCGCUAAUCCGAAGGAUUCGGGAAUCUACGCGUGCGAAAUGACCAACGACACUGGAACGCAACGCGAAGUUCUCCUACUCAAGGUGAUACCGUCGGAAGCACCGACAAGUUCCUUGUGGCCUCUGGGGAAACUCAACACGGUGGAGAUUGUUAUUCUCGCAAUGGUUUUGUGCGGAGUAAUCACUUCGCUCCUUUGGGUGGCGUGUUUGCUGGCAACUAGAAAAUCCAAGAGUCCUGUUCUCGCCGAAUACUCAUCAUCGAGCGGGCCACCCAACGAUCGCUUCUCGAGCGGCGUCACUCAGUCGGUGUACGGAGGGAAUUGUUCAGCGGAAGACGACGAGGACGAAGAAGACAGUGUUUCGGCUGCUGGUGAGGUGCACGGUGUCAGUACUCGCCUUCUCGUAGACGAUAGUACCCGGACCGUCAUCAACAUGGCUUCGGGUCGAGCUUAUUUCAUGAAAGAAGAUUUAGCUGACGACGAUGAGGGUAUCUCUUCGGGCGGAUCAAGCUCUACAUCUCACCAUGCAACGCCGGCACAUCACGCGGCUUCAACGGCAGCCAUAGCUGCCGGACAUCGUGUGAGUACUUUUCAGCCCGAUCCGCCCGGCCACUCACGCCGAAGUUCGAGCAGUCUGGCCAGCGUCGAGGUUCAUGCGCCAUCCGUGCCCUCGGCAUCGGCUUCACGAGGCUCUGAAGCGCCUUCGCCUAAGCCCGCACUGCCCCGCAAGCCUCCCCAUCUCAAAACUCAAGUGAUAAUGAAGAGAUUACAACGAGAUAGCCUCGGAGGACUGGACGCGGAGGAUCCCGAGCUCAUUGAGAUCUCCCGGAGAUGUCAAAGAACUCUCUCGCAGAGAAGCAUAAACGGUCAAUUGAGGAACUCGACCUUGACGCCGAGCAGAUUACAUCUCGACGUCAAUUCCUAUAUGGAUUCUCCGGAUCUAGUCCUUGGCGGAAGCGUGACAAACACUGCCACGAUCCGGCGUACCCCAGGUCCGCGGUCGCCUUCCCCGAACACUGUUGUCCCAGUUCCUCCACCCUGCAUCCCAGGUCCGUUCUGUUACGAGAGCGGGCCCGAAGGCGGACUCAAAAGUCGUCCUGCCACCCCAAAGAGGACUUCAACACUCGAGCCCUCGGACGAUCAGAAGAAUCUGAAGCCGUUCAGCUACGGUAAUCCGUUCGAGAACAAGCUUUCAGGAAAGAGUCCGAUUGGGGGCGAAGCAGAAGACGGCCCGAAAACCUCAACACCGAAACGGAACAUCAACCUCUUGGCACUCGCGAGUGACACCGAACGACCGCGAAUCAACGGCGAGCAACAGACUCAACAGUCGCCGAUUCAUCACAAGUCAGACAUCGAUAGUGAAAGCAAAGGUCCACCCAAAAGGGCGCCCCCUCCUCCUCCCCCGCCUCCGCCGCCCCCUCCCCCACCGUCAAACCAAUCUAGUCAGCAUCUUACUCACUCGCCUUCGGCGACUACCCCAGUAAUUGUUUAG
Molecule: messenger RNA, 3864 nt
Organism: Galendromus occidentalis (western predatory mite)
Lineage: Eukaryota; Metazoa; Arthropoda; Arachnida; Mesostigmata; Phytoseiidae
Product: leucine-rich repeats and immunoglobulin-like domains protein 1
Exons: 8
Coding region: 37-3864 (1275 amino acids)
Molecular function (GO): protein binding
Source: RefSeq, a predicted model, not a curated record